This is a messenger RNA of Erythranthe guttata (spotted monkey flower), 2149 nucleotides long. Its product is annotated as nucleobase-ascorbate transporter 6. Gene Ontology annotation, biological process: transmembrane transport. Lineage: Eukaryota; Viridiplantae; Streptophyta; Magnoliopsida; Lamiales; Phrymaceae. Gene Ontology annotation, cellular component: membrane. Gene Ontology annotation, molecular function: transmembrane transporter activity. The record is from RefSeq and is a predicted model, not a curated record.
AAGACUUGUUUUUUAUCUUAAUCAAGACUUGUUUUUUCCUUGCCUUUGUGCAAGAACAAAGCAUAUUUUACCUUCUAUAAAGAGUUCUCUCCUUUUUGCUUUCCCUCUCUCUCUCUACUCUCUCUCUCCCUUUUCUGCAGAAACUUUUUCUUGAAGUGGGGACUCUUCGAUUCAUUGACAUUAUUAUGCUUCUUCUCUUCAAAGAAGAAGCUGUUUCAUUUAACUUAUUUUCUGGGCUUCUGCUUUUGUUUAUAUAGUUUCAGUUUUCUUUCUAUAAAUUGAUAUUGUUUUCUUCUUUUUACUGUAGCAGGAAAAAAAAGAAAUUUUAAGGCAAAAAAAAAAAAGAAAAGGAAUCAAGAAAAUGGCAGCAAAGGCAGAUGAACCAGCGCCACAUCAGCCUAAAGAUCAGCUUCCCAAUGUUUAUUACUGCAUUACCAGCCCUCCUCCAUGGCCCGAGGCUAUCCUGCUUGGAUUUCAGCAUUAUUUAGUAAUGCUCGGAACUAUAGUCAUCAUACCCACAGCACUUGUUCCUCAAAUGGGAGGAGGAAAUGAGGAGAAAGCAAAAGUAAUUCAAACAUUACUAUUUGUAGCUGGAUUGAACACACUUUUGCAGACAUGGUUCGGAACAAGAUUACCCGUCGUGAUUGGAGCUUCGUACACCUAUGUGGCCCCCACUAUUUCCAUUAUACUCUCUGGUCGAUGGGACGAUCCCGAUCCUAUCUCGAGGUUCAAGAAGAUAAUGCGGGCCACUCAAGGCGCGCUUAUCGUCGCAUCGACCAUUCAAAUAGUACUAGGUUUCAGUGGCCUUUGGCGUAACAUUGCAAGGUUUCUGAGUCCGAUUUCAGUUGUUCCUUUGGUUGCUCUAGCUGGUUUCGGGCUCUACGAAUUCGCUUUUCCCGGGGUUGCCAAAUGCGUUGAAAUUGGGUUGCCGGAGCUCAUCCUCUUGGUUGUCGUCUCUCAGUAUUUGCCACACCUAAUACGGCCGGGAAAGCACAUCUUCGACCGGUUUGCCGUUUUAAUAACCGUGGUUUUAGUGUGGAUUUAUGCUCAUAUACUCACUGUGGGUGGGGCCUACAACGGAAAAUCGCCCCGGACUCAAGCCAGCUGCAGAACCGAUCGCUCCGGACUAAUCGACGCCGCUCCUUGGAUAAGCGUACCGUAUCCAUUUCAAUGGGGAGCGCCUUCUUUCGAUGCAGGUGAAGCUUUUGCUAUGAUGAUGGCUGCAUUUGUUGCUCUUGUAGAGUCUACUGGUGGAUUGAUUGGUCUUUCGAGAUACGCUAGUGCAACCCCCUUACCACCGUCGAUUCUCAGCCGUGGUGUAGGCUGGCAGGGUGUUGCUAUCUUGCUGUCGGGAUUAUUUGGAACUGCAAACGGAUCGUCCGUAUCUAUUGAGAAUGUUGGCCUAAUAGGACUGACUCGAGUCGGCAGUCGACGGGUAGUCCAGAUAUCUGCCGUAUUCAUGCUUUUCUUUUCCGUCCUCGGUAAAUUCGGAGCAGUUUUUGCUUCGAUUCCCGCACCCAUCGUUGCUGCUUUGUACUGCAUCUUCUUCGCCUACGCCGGUGCCGGCGGCUUCAGUUUCCUUCAGUUCUGCCAAUUAAACAGUUUCCGAAACAAAUUUAUUUUAGCCGUACCGAUAUUUUUGGGCUUAUCGGUGCCUCAGUACUUCAACGAGUACACUGCGAUAAAAGGAUACAGCCCAGUCCACACAUCUGCUAGAUGGUUCAACGACAUAGUAAACGUCCCGUUUUCGUCGGAAGCUUUCAUUGCGGGAGUAUUAGCAUUUUUGUUCGAUAAUACGCUCGAGAAAAAGGAUCCGCAGAUAAGGAAAGACAGAGGCAAACAUUGGUGGGAUAAAUUCAAAACAUUCAAAACCGACACGAGAAGUGAGGAAUUCUACUCACUGCCUUUCAACCUCAACAAGUAUUUUCCGUCCGUCUAAUUUUUCUCGUUUCUGAAAGGAGAUCUUCGGGUUUUUUUAAUUUUAUUUUUGGUCGUUAAGGUUUUUUGUCGGCCUCGAUUCUUGCUCGUUGAUGUAGCUCGAAAAAACAAAAAUACCAAGUAAAUGUUAUAUGUUACCGUUGUUCUUUGACUUGCCCGUUCUGCAAAGUGGCAAUAGAAAUAUAAAUGGCUUCUCAUUUACCAUUUCAAA